This is a messenger RNA of Engraulis encrasicolus (European anchovy), 1224 nucleotides long. Its product is annotated as coiled-coil domain-containing protein 113-like. Gene Ontology annotation, biological process: cilium assembly. Gene Ontology annotation, cellular component: axoneme; ciliary basal body. The record is from RefSeq and is a predicted model, not a curated record. Bases 59 to 1117 code for a protein of 352 amino acids. The transcript has 8 exons. Lineage: Eukaryota; Metazoa; Chordata; Actinopteri; Clupeiformes; Engraulidae.
CACGCGAGCGCGCAUCUUCUUGGCACUGCAGGGUUUGUUUACCUUAGUAACCACCACCAUGGCGGACGACGACGAGCAAGAAGAGAAGAGACAAGUCAUUGAACAAAUUGAAAAUUUCAGACGCGCAAAUGCAGUGCUACAAGCAGAGACCGAUAUGUUUGAGCGAUAUCUUAAUCGCAUAGAGCCGCAAUUUUCUGCACUUGACGCAGCAGUGGAUACGAACCGUGGGAGGAAGACCAACAGAUCACGAACAAUGACCCAGGACAAGAUUCAGCGGCUGACCCUUGAGCAAAAAUGUGAUGUUGCACAGAGGGAGAUGGAUGAGAUGAGAGAGGAUCUUCAGAAACUGAAAAACACUUCGGAGAGAGUGAUGCUGAACCUUAAGGCUACCUUGGAGGAAGCUGAUGUGCAACUGGUGGAGGUGAAGAAGUCGAGCAAUGAGUUUGACCGUGAUGUGGCCAAGGUCCUGCGCGAGAAGAAAGGGGCCAUGAUGGGUGCAGAAAAGAUCCUUCGUUAUUUUGAAGACAGGAUGCGAGCAAAGGACACACUGGUGGAGAAGCUGCGUCUGAAGAACUCGGCGCUGCACGUGCAGAAGCGCAAGCUGAUCCUGCAGAUGCGUCAGAAGGAGGAGAUGGGCGAGGCGCUGCACGAGGUGGACUUCCAGCAGCUGAAGAUCGAGAACAGCCAGUACCUGGAGCGCAUCGACGAGCGCAACCAGGACCUGCUGAGGCUCAAGCUGAUGGCAGGGAACACCCUGCAGGUCCUCAACUUGUACAAGAAGAAACUCCAGAACAUGACGGGUGAAUCCAAACGGCUGAGCAGCGAUAUUGCCUCGAGACGAGAGAUGCUCGUCAAGAUCGAGGAGGAGACCGAGCAAGCAGAGGAGGAGCGUACCAAGGCUGAAGUCGUAAACAAGAAGUUGCGUGGCGAGCUGGCCGACUACCGUGUGCCCCCUGUGCUGCAGUACAUCACAACCAAGGCCUCCCACACCCAGUUGGAGCAGACCGUCAAGGCCUGGGAGCGCAAAGUGGAGAUCUCAGAGAUGGCCUUGAAGACCCACACCAAAGCCUGGAAUAAGCUGAGGGCCAUGGCUUCAGAAGCGGGAACGGUCUCCUAGCUCCUACCCAUCUUGGGGCAGCGAUACAGUACACUGAAUCUCAGAAAGGCAACUUUCUAUUAAACCACAAUGUUAUUUUACAUAUAAAGCCACUUAGUUACUUAUAA